Messenger RNA from Clunio marinus, 871 nucleotides. The record is from the annotation of a GenBank genome assembly. NCBI's taxonomy places the organism in Eukaryota, Metazoa, Arthropoda, Insecta, Diptera, Chironomidae.
GGUAGAUAAUCGGUAGAUUUCAACCACAUGACUUCGAGUUUUUUAAAGAUAAAAGACAAAAACAAUAAACUUUAAAAGAUCCAAUCAAUCGAACUUUAAAAUGUCUCAAAUAAGCUACGAAAGUCUUCCGGAAUAUGAAAAACUGGCAACUUGUCCUUUUAACCGAGCACAUCAAGUUGUUCAACAUCGUAUGCAUAUUCAUAUUAUAAAGUGUCGCCGUUCACAUUCUACUGCAGGAACAAAGGAAUGUAAUUACAAUGUUACUCAUAUUUUUCCUAUUAAUGAAAUAGCUGAACAUGAAGCUAACUGUCCAGAUCGUGUGAAUCUGGAAUUAUUGUUGAUGAAAAGCAAAAAUGCAGAAAAAAUCGAAAUUUCUUCAUAUUCUGAGAAGAAAACAUCAGAGACGGAUGAUGAUGACAUGUGGGAUCUCUCGAUUGAUCACCCAUCGUAUAAUCCAAAAAAACAUGCACUUAAUUCGAAUGUUCUGAUUAACAUUCAACAUGGCACGCCAUCACAAAUGAAAGCCUGGCGCAAGAAAGAAAAGAUUCGCUUGCAAAAUAUUCGAAUGAAGGUCGCUCAAGAUGAGGACUUCGAUUUCAAUGAUUCGAAAUAAGUUUAAAGAAACAAGGAAGAAGAUACCUAAAAUAAGUUAACAUUUUCUCUUCAAAAAAUUUCAUCUUAAUCUUAAAAAUUCUCAUUCUUUUUAUUCUUCAAACUCACAUUUAAUUCAAAAACUCUUUGAAGAAAUGAAGGUAUCUAUUCUGGCAAUAUGUAAAGCCAUUAAAGAACCCUUUAUACUGUAACUGCUGUUACCCUGGUCAAAACUUCAAAAAUGUUGAAAAUAAAUUUCCAAAAAGAUUUUCUUUUUCAA